AUGCAAUCACCUUCCCCGUCCCAAUCUCGCGCCGCACCAUGGAUCGAUGCGAAUGAUGCCGAGGAAGCCUUGCUUUCUCUUCUCAAGGACCUUUUAUACAAGGAGGUAAUCCCCUUGGCUGAUGUGUUUGCUGAGCGUGCCAAUACACAACUCACCGAUACCCUCUCUGAGAUCUCUGCGAAGAUGGAGGAUUUCAAUAUCCUCUAUAGGAAGAUGGAGGCUGCGUUGGCAAAUCUUGAAAGUCAGAUGCCGAUCGGCGAGACUUCGAAAGAUGUGCCCGACUUUUUGAAGAUUGUUCUGUCAGAUUCUGACAUUGAAAACUUCUCUUCGAACGGCCUCAGUUCAGUCACCAUGUGCCAGACUUUGGCACAGCUCCCUGGUCCGCACUGGAAGCGAAUCGAGAGCAUCACGUAUCUCGAUGUCAAUGAACAUACCAGAGAGAGACCGUGCCUUUUGAUCAAGGUCAAGACACUCGAAUCCGGAAAAGCGAUUCGAAGUGAAUUUGCCAGAUUGAGUGCGGCCCUUGAAAUCAGUCAUGAGUGCUUCCUAUUGGAUUUCCGCUACUUUGUUCACGUCCUGGGUUUCACCGAGCACCCAAAGAUCAAGGAGCACGGCGAUCCCCGGUAUGUUAUUAAAAAGUGCCCUCUGCCCUUCAAGGAUCUCAAAGCCAAGGUCAGCCACAAAAUGCUCCUUUUAUCCACCACCAGCGUCGAUAUUGCCCUUCUUCUUUGUCGUUCGGAUAUUACAUUGAAUGGCAUUCAGUUUCACUGCAUUCCGUUCCCGCCUGAGGGUAUUCCGCUCUUCUGUUUUCGCUGUUGGUUGACCGGCCAUUUCUUUUAUUACUGCAAAGCACCCACACCUCGAUGUGGAAAAUGCAGCGAUAAUCACUUUACCAAGGAUUGUAACUCGGAUAUCCUUCGGUGCCCCAACUGCGCCGAAGACCACGCUGCUUGGGACCCCAGAUGUACCGCUCCCGCUUCCAGGAAAGAGCACACAGACUCAGCAGUCAACAGAAAGAAUGGUCCUGAGUGGGCUGUUAGACUCCGAGACGUAUCUGCUCCCAACGCUGUUGUGGCUGAUGCACCACAUGUCACUGCUACAGCCCCAACGAGCGCACCAGGACCAUCUUCUUCAACGGAAUCUUCAACAGAAUCUUCAUCGCAGGUCCCAAAGAAGAGGGGUGCCCCUACUACCAUUAAAAAAUUGGAGAAGCGUGAGGGUGGUCAACGCAUGAUUGUGAUGCCUACUGAUACGUCCUCAACUUCGAAAAGUUCUGCCGUAUUUGGCCUUACUAAAGAAGGGUUCGAUACCUCUCAGGCUGGUCACAUCGCCAGCAACACCAAGAACAAGGGCAAGGGCAAAUCCAAUAUACCCAUCGCAACAAGCCGAGCUACCUCUGAUGCCUCUUCUGACUCUGAUGCCUUUUCUGUCUCUUCUGCCCCUGCUGCCCCUGCUGCCCCUACCCCUACCCCUGCUGCCACCCCUGGUAAUCAGGUCACGGAUAGUUCUGGAACUCGACAGACAGGUGCAGCACAUGGUCGUGGAGGAGCUCGUGGAGGAGCUCACCCUGUCAGACAGGCCAGAACUCGCUCGCAAUACAAGAACUGA
This is a messenger RNA of Fusarium pseudograminearum CS3096, 1608 nucleotides long. RefSeq lists its product as uncharacterized. Bases 1 to 1608 code for a protein of 535 amino acids. NCBI's taxonomy places the organism in Eukaryota, Fungi, Ascomycota, Sordariomycetes, Hypocreales, Nectriaceae. The record is from RefSeq and is a predicted model, not a curated record. The transcript is spliced from 2 exons.